UCUAAAUCAUCUUUCUCCUCCAGAUGUCAGCCGGUUACAAUCUCGAGCAGCUGCCAAGCCCCUUGGCCGCAAUUGGUGCAAAACCGGCAUGGGACGCCGAUAGCCUGAGUUUGUACUACUGUGACAUACUGAGAGCAAACAUCAUCCGUUAUGAUUACGUCGAAAACAAAACCUACACUUGUUCAAUCGAUGGCGUGUCACCGAUUGCACCGAUUGUUCUGGUUCAAGGCAAAUCGGACGAGUUUGUUCUCGGGUCCGGGAAUAAAUUAGUUCUGAUCAAGUGGGAUGGCCGAUCGGAAAAAGGAACACUGAUUAAAACCGUGGGCGAUUUGGGGGAAUCGGAGGCUCACGUGCGUUUUAACGAUGGCAAAGUCGAUUCUCGGGGUCGUCUGUUGAUCGGAAGCAUGCGGUUGGACUCGUUGGGUGAUAUUUUCGACCAACAGGAAGGAAAACUGUAUCGAUUCGAUGGAAAAGUUGGAGGAAAGUUUAUCGAACAGAAGCGAAAUAUUUCCGUUUCCAAUGGACUCACGUGGGUCGAGAAGACCGGUAAAUUUUAUUACAUCGAUUCAGCUAGACUGGAUGUAAAGGAGUUUGACGUUUCCGAGAAUGGGGAUUUGAAAAAUGAAGUCGUACUGUAUGAUUAUGACAAAGACAGGAAGGGUAAGGACCAUCUUGGAUUCAUACUGGAUGGAAUGACCAGUGAUUCCGACGGAAAACUUUACAUCACAACAUGGGGAGGAUCAAAAAUAAUCAUAAUGAACCCUACGACCAAAACCGUUGAACAGGAAAUUGAGAUGCCCGCCAAAUUCGUUACUUCGGUUACCUUUGGUGGUCCGCAGAUGGACGAACUAUUUGUAACGACUGCCCAUGUUGAUACGGAGCCUGCACCGGCUGGUUCACUGUUUAAGAUAACAGGUUUGGGCGUAAAAGGUCCCAAAAUAAACAAAAUGAUCCUGGUGGACAUGGCAACCGGAUACAGCGUCGAGCAGCUGCCAAGUCCGUUGGUUCCACUUGGCGAGGGACCGGUGUGGGAUGCCGAUAGCCAAAGUCUGUACUACUGUGACAUAAUGGGGGCAGCCAUCCUGCGUUACGAUUAUGCCGAAAACAAAACCUACAGUGCUACAAUCGAUGGCGUAUCACCCAUUUCUCCGAUAAUUCUGGUACAAGGUAAACCGGACGAAUUUGUUCUCGGCGCAGGGAAUAAAUUGGUUUUGGUCCGUUGGGAUGGCCGAUCGGAAAAGGGAACCCUGAUCAAAACCGUUGGUGAUUUGGGCAAAUCGGAAGCUCAUGUGCGCUUCAACGAUGGAAAAGUCGAUCCACAGGGCCGUUUGAUGAUCGGAACCAUGCGUUUGGAAACGCUCGGUGAUAUUUUCGAUCAGAAGGAAGGUAAACUGUAUCGAUUCGAUGGAAAAGUUGGAGGAAAGUUUUUCGAACAGAAGCGAAAUAUUUCCGUUUCCAAUGGCCUCACGUGGAUUGAGAAAACUGGGAAAUUUUACUACCAGGACUCAGCUGCUUUGGAUGUGAAGGAGUUCGAUGUUGCCGAGAAUGGCGAUUUGAAAAAUGAGGUCGUACUGUAUAAUUUUGACAAAGAUGGAAAGGGAAAAGAUCAUGUUGGAUUCGUUUGCGAUGGAAUGACCAGUGACGUCGAGGGAAAUCUGUACAUUGCAACAUGGGGAGGAUCCAAAUUGUUGAAGAUGAACCCGAAGACCAAAAUCAUCGAACAGGAAAUCGCCAUUCCCGCCAAGCAGGUUACUUCGGCUUCUUUUGGUGGACCAAACAUGGAUGAACUGUUCGUAACCACGGCUCAUACCAACACAGAACCGGCACCAGCUGGUGCUCUGUUCAAAGUGACAGGUUUGGGAGUUAAGGGCUCGAAAAUGUAUAAAAUGGUGCUUCAGCAAUAAAAGCAUGUUUGUUAAAUUAUUUUGUUUUCAAAAAUAUAUCUUUAUUUUCGAA
This is a messenger RNA of Uranotaenia lowii, 1956 nucleotides long. RefSeq lists its product as uncharacterized. The transcript is spliced from 6 exons. NCBI's taxonomy places the organism in Eukaryota, Metazoa, Arthropoda, Insecta, Diptera, Culicidae. Gene Ontology annotation, molecular function: gluconolactonase activity; calcium ion binding. Bases 24 to 1904 code for a protein of 626 amino acids. The record is from RefSeq and is a predicted model, not a curated record. Gene Ontology annotation, biological process: L-ascorbic acid biosynthetic process.